UCUGCCGCUUCUGCUCGCUGGCGGGGGAGAAAAGGCUGCGGUGUUGCCGCCGCCGCCGCCAGCCCGCCCCUCCUGCCGCUGCUGCUGGGAAGAGGAAGAAGAGGCGGUGGAGCGGCGGAGGGCAAUGGGGCUGCGGCUCUGCAGCAGCAGCAGCAGCAGCAGAGGUAUAGCCCGGCUUUGCAGCACCGCCUGCCUGGGCACGAGGACUGAGCCGCGCGGCGGGGCAAGGCGGCUUGCAUGAGCCUCGGGGCACACCAGCAGCCGCCGGGGAGCGCGGCCGGCGGGAGCCUCGCUUGCUGCCGCCGCCACCGUCGUCUUGCCCCGCAGCGGCGCUUGCCGUUUCCCAGCACGCUGAUGGCUUCUCGACGUCGCUGGUGACUGCUGCCUCCUUCCUCCUCCUCCUCCACUACCAUCACCCUUCCUUCCCUUCUUUUUCCUUCCUUCCUUCCUCCUCUUUCCACGAGCGGCGGAGAUGGGGAACACGACCUCAUGCUGCGUGUCGUCCAGCCCCAAGCUGCGGAGGAAUGCCCAUUCGCGGCUGGAGUCCUACCGCCCCGACACCGAGCUGAGCCGGGAGGACACGGGAUGCAACCUGCAGCACAUCAGCGACAGGGAGAACAUCGACGAUCUGAACAUGGAGUUCAACCCAUCAGAUCAUCCACGGGCCAGCACAAUCUUCCUCAGCAAAUCUCAAACAGACGUGAGAGAAAAGCGGAAGAGUCUCUUUAUAAACCACCAUGCUCCUGGUCAACUGAGAAGGAAAUACAGUUCCUGUUCCACUAUUUUCCUGGAUGACAGCACAGUCACUCAGCCCAACCUCAAGUAUACAAUUAAAAGUGUAGCUCUUGCAAUAUAUUACCACAUCAGAAACAGGGACACAGAUGGAAGGCUGCUCCUAGAUAUUUUUGAUGAAAACCUCCACCCCCUUACGAAAUCCGAAGUGCCGCCAGAUUAUGACAAACAUGACCCAGAGCAGAAGCAGAUUUACCGCUUUGUGCGGACGCUGUUCAGCGCCGCUCAGCUGACUGCUGAAUGUGCCAUUGUCACCCUGGUAUAUCUUGAAAGACUUUUAACUUACGCAGAGAUAGAUAUAUGUCCAGCAAACUGGAAGCGAAUUGUGCUGGGUGCAAUUCUACUGGCAUCAAAAGUUUGGGACGACCAGGCCGUGUGGAAUGUGGACUACUGUCAGAUUCUGAAAGAUAUCACCGUUGAGGACAUGAAUGAGUUGGAACGCCAGUUUCUUGAGUUGUUGCAGUUCAACAUUAAUGUUCCCUCCAGUGUUUAUGCCAAGUAUUAUUUUGAUUUGCGAUCCCUGGCAGAAGCAAACAACCUGAGCUUUCCAUUGGAGCCGCUCAGCAGGGACAGGGCAUAUAAACUUGAGGCCAUCUCCCGCUUGUGUGAAGACAAGUAUAAGGACUUCAGGAAAUCAGCAAAGAAACGGUCAGUCAGUUCGGACAAUCUGACUGUAGUUAGGUGGUCACCUGCGAUUAUCUCCUAAUGUUUGAAGUCUUGGAUAGUCCUCAGAAAUACUGUUUCUAUCAUCAACUUUGGGAGGGAGGGGAUUGUUAUUUCCCCCCCUCGUUCUUUUUCCCCCCUUCUCCUUAUUCUUGUUUUUAGAUCUGCCUUUACAGUGCCUCCCCCGUUGCGUAGCACACAAGAAUAAAUAUACGGACAGGAGAGAGACGUCAGUACAUCGGGAAGAACUUCGGAAGAAAGCUGGUUCUGUUGUUUUGCUGCAGAUUUGUCCCUUUUUAUGUGAGGAAAAGGCAAACUACAUACAUAUGCUUGGAAGAACAGAAAAGCAAGUGUGUGUGUUAUUAAAAAGAAAAAGAUCUUCAGCAGAGACAAUAGCAUGGGAAUUUUAAAAACACACCACAAGAUCGGCUUGGAAGAAGCACUAUGAGAGAGGAUUUUGAAAGUAUUUCACUUUCUCUUCAGUGUUUUCCAUUGGCUUUCUGGGUUUUAUAUCUUUUUUCCUUCCUCCCUUGCUGUUUGUCUGGGAGUCGCUUUUCCUGCUUCUGCAAAGCAGCAAGUAUGAAGAAGGCAG
Messenger RNA from Podarcis raffonei (Aeolian wall lizard), 2047 nucleotides. RefSeq names its product cyclin Y (gene CCNY). The record is from RefSeq and is a predicted model, not a curated record. Bases 473 to 1498 code for a protein of 341 amino acids. Gene Ontology annotation, molecular function: protein kinase binding; cyclin-dependent protein serine/threonine kinase activator activity. Gene Ontology annotation, cellular component: cytoplasmic cyclin-dependent protein kinase holoenzyme complex; plasma membrane. Gene Ontology annotation, biological process: regulation of cyclin-dependent protein serine/threonine kinase activity; regulation of canonical Wnt signaling pathway. NCBI's taxonomy places the organism in Eukaryota, Metazoa, Chordata, Lepidosauria, Squamata, Lacertidae. The transcript has 10 exons.